This is a messenger RNA of Stegodyphus dumicola, 5583 nucleotides long. Its product is annotated as caskin-2-like. The record is from RefSeq and is a predicted model, not a curated record. Gene Ontology annotation, molecular function: protein binding. NCBI's taxonomy places the organism in Eukaryota, Metazoa, Arthropoda, Arachnida, Araneae, Eresidae.
CUGGCCUCCACCAGGCAGCCCUUAUGUGUAACGUCCCCAUCAUUCAGCUUCUUCUGGAUGCGGGUGCGCAAGUCGACAUCAAGGACAACAAAGGUAUGCGGCCGCUUCAUUAUGCUGCCUGGCAAGGCAAGCCGGAACCAGUGGCUCUUUUGCUACAGUACAAUGCUUCCGUCAACGAACAGGCGAACAAGGGCGAGACACCAUUGCACUUGGCCUGUCAACAUGGGCACGUCCUCGUGACGAGUUUGCUGUUGAAAUACCAUUCGAAUGUACUGAUAAGGAACAAGGACCACAAAUCGCCUCUUGAUCUUGCUUGUGAAUUUGGGCGUUACCAGGUUGUAGAGUUACUGCUGCAGCAACAAGCAAGCGGACGUUGCCGUUCUCUGUUAAUAGAGAAUCCCCAGGACACUGCGGAUAACGAUCGUACAACUUGUUUACACCUGGCAGCUAGAAAUGGCCAUGUUGAUGUCAUAAGAUUGCUUCUGAAUGCUGGUAUUGACAUCAACCGGUCUACUUUACGUGGGACGGCCCUUCACGAGGCAGCUAUGCAUGGGAAGUUAGAAGUGGUGCGCAUGCUCAUUGAGAGUGGAGUUGAUGUAAAUAAACCUAAUUCAUAUGACCAAACAGCAUUAGAUAUUGUCCGAUCAUUUACAACGUGUCAUGCCGAGAGAGAAAUGAAACAUCUUCUUAAAGAAAUCAUCAAUGCUGUUCAAGCACGAGCCAUUCGAGAUUACGACGACCCAAACGAUCCUCAUUGUCUGCCUCUAAAAGAAGGACAGCAAGUCACGGUUUUGGAGCAGAGGGCUGAUGGUAGAUGGCGAGGCAUCAUUUUCCAUCCUAACUACACUUCUCAGAGCGGAUACUUCCCUGCCACUGCUGUUCAGCUGUUGGACAGACCAGUUGGUGGAGUUCAGAGGACAGGAACCCUGAAGAGUGGAACCAUGAAGAAGGUUCCUCCUCCAGUGGUGCCUGAACUGUCUUACAGAAAUUCGGGGUCAAGUUUUUCAAGUGGUUAUGGAAGCCAGGCAACUGUGGAUAGAAACUCCUGUGGCAGCUUAAAUACAGAUGAACCCGUUUCGCCUCCACCUAAUUCUCCUAAUUCUGAUGCAUUUGGAACAUUGCCUUCUCCAACAAAGCUUUCACAUUUCUGUUUUCCAGAUGUGCAGAGUCAGUAUACUCAAGUAAUUGUACAUGCUCAACCUGGAAGUCAGCCUUCAACACCUGUUGAUAACCCGCCUGGUCCUUUGGGAUCUACAUCAGUGUGCCAUGCUAUGUUAGAAGACCAGGGUAUUGAUGUAUGUCCCAGUCCAGGUGGGAGUAGUGCUAGUGGCACAUCAUCUAGGCAUAGUAUGUCUAGUGUGGACAGUGGAAGAGCUUCAGGAUCAGAUAAGGUUGUCUCUCAGAAAUCUCAUUCUAAACACAUCCACAUUGAAACCACUGUGCAUAGACACAGUUACCAUAGCUCUACGUCCAGUGUCUCUAGUGAUGAUCUACAGAUAAUGGGAAGCAAUGUUGCUGAAAUGAUCCUCCAUGGCUUGCCUGACGCUGAAAUCUUAUCUGCUUGGCUGACCAGUUUGAAAUACGAAGAUUAUUGCCCAUUGUUUUUACAGGCUGGAUACGAUAUGCCAACCAUCUCUCGAAUGACUCCAGAGGAUUUGACUGCAAUUGGUAUUACGAAGCCUAAUCAUAGACGGAAAUUAAAAGCAGAAAUUGCUAGGCUGAAUAUUUCUGAUGGUAUUCCAGAUUACAAACCAAACUCCUUGCUGGAAUGGCUUCAUUUACUGAGACUUGAAGAAUAUUAUGAAACUUUAUGCGAACAAGGUUAUGAUACGAUUGAUAAAGUAACAGAAUUGACUUGGGAAGAUCUAGAAGAAAUAGGGAUCCAAAAAUUAGGUCACCAGAAGAAAAUUACUUUAGCAAUCAAGAGAGUAAAAGAUAUUUCCAAUGGCAUUAAACGUUCUAGCCAUAUACCAGAAUCAAAUGAAAUAACUGGUAGCUGUUUAAAUACACUUUCACGGCCAACUACUUUAAGUAAUGUGCCUCCUUAUUCGUAUCAUAGUCAAGAAAUAGCCAUCACAACUACACGUUCGAGAAUGUCACCAUCUUCAAAUGAUGGCAGCUUAGAAUUUAAAACAUUCCAACAGUCUCCACCCAAAGAUGAUCUAUUUCAACAUUAUAUCAGCAGUCAUGACUGCAAUUCUCCGUCCCACCAUAGCAACCUAUAUCAGCCAAAUGUAGUUACCAUUCAGGUUCGGUCAACUAGCCGAGGCCGGUCUCUUGAGAGCUUGGACAUGGAUGACUCUGUUUCUACUGUGAUGAAUCCACCAUAUUAUGCAAACUCUGAUUGCUGGUAUGACACUGUUAGUGCUUGGAGGCAUAAUGGAUAUGAUACAGAUAGUGAGCUUAGUGUUCAUGAUCAUUAUUCUUCCUAUGAAUCUGGUGGCACGGCCACACUCAACAGACCAAAGGGAAUGGUUAAACCAAGACCUGUAGCUAAAAUCACAGCAAAAAGUAGACAGUCAGAUCCUGAAAUAAAUUAUGACAUUGAUGAUGAUCCAAAAAGUCUUAAAAUAGCUAACCAAGUAAUUGACAGUUGGUCUCCUCAACAUACUUGGUCCAAUAUGAACUCUUCUCAACUUUAUGGAACAUUAAGGGGGAAGCGUAAUCCUCCACCUCCUCCAAAAAGAACAAAUUCAAUCAAAAAUGAACGCAGUAUUGAAGCAAUGAAAGAUGAAGCAUUUGCUACAUGUGUCAAAGGAUUGGCAUCACGUUUUGUAAUGGGUAGUACAGAACUUCCCCCACCUCCUACAGAUUCUGAGAGGUCUGUAUCUCCAGCACUUACUGAAGACUUUCCUCCACCACCUUCCCCACUGUCUUCUGUUAUGGACCUAACAGACUCUUCUUCAUUAUCCAAAGAGGAUAAUGUUUGUGCCAAAGAUUUACCUGGCGAAUCCCCACGUUCUAAGUUCCGACAGAGAAGGAAAGACUCUGCUGAUUCUAACAUUUCAACUUCCAGUACAGAAUCUAAUUCUUUACCAUUUGCUAAUGAAAAUGUAGGGACUAUCAAGCAACGAGCUAUAAAAACUGCAACUAGUGAGAGUUCACCUGCUGCUUCCCCUUCAUCUACUCUCAGGAAGUCUAGCUUACCAUCAAGUCAAGCUCCUGUGCAAAGCAUGGCUGGUAAAAGGAGUAGUGGAACAGAAAAAACGGUUAAAGAAAGUGGAAGUCGUGCCAUGGAACACUCUUCAGGUGCCACUGAUGUGAUAGUUGACAUAGAGAAUAUGUUGGCUAAUUUAUCAACUCAACUUGAUGCCAUGUUGGAAUAUCAACUCAAUGAGGGUUGAAGAAACUAGCUCAGAACUCUGUCCAGAAGCUUAACCGAACAACUGUUUUUAUUGAAAUUUUGGUGUCAGCAUUUUUGUCCUGGCACAUAGUGAACUCUUUUUGAAUUCUAGCAACUGUAGCUGGCUGCAGUGAUUGCUGUUUAAUUCCUGUCCCCUUUUACCCUCUGUGUAGUUUGUAGACCCAAAGACUUGUUAAUAUUUUGGAUCAGUUUCAUUUUGGAUAGAAUUUUUAAGCAAAACUGCUGUUGAUUGUCUAACUGAACUAUUUUCAUAUCAAGAAAAAUAGUAGAAUGAUUUUUCAGAUAUAUGGAAAAUACAUUUUGGAAGUAGUUUUUGAUUUUUUGCUUAAAUAUAAACUUUUUUUUUUUUUUCCCCAGUUACCUUAAAAUAAGCACAAUGUUAGUUCCCCCCAGUUGUCUUUAAUUAAUUUAUUUUACAGUUCUGUGUUCAAUUCACUUGCUUUACAGUAAUAUUUUAUGAUGCCAUUGUAAUUGGGUUUAUGUUUAUGUAUAUGAAGCAUUCAUAUUUAUUGAAGUGUUAUAUUUUUAAAAAAUUUUUGUCAUGAAUUACCAGGUAGGAAAAUGCUCGUAUGAAUACAUAAAAAAAUAAACUAUGAAUAUGUCUUUUUUUUCCACCUGAGUUAUUAGAAAAUUUAAUUUUAAAUGAAAAAGUCUAAAAUUAUAUCUGCCAAUAGUUAACAAAAAGGUAUCUUAAGUGAAAACGUAUUUGAAAAGUAUUAAAACUCGAAAUUUAAUAUUUUUUAUUAUUUUUUAAUGUUAAUCAUUUUUAUUAAAUGUAUAUGAAUUAAGCAGAAUACAAAUGAUUUUUUUUAAAUCGUUGGUUAUAUGUAAACUUGGAGUUCAGUGCAAUUUCAGCAAAUGGUUUUGAAUAUAGUUAAAUUUUCAUGCAACAAUUACUUUCUUUUUGGUAUUCAUAAUAUAUAUUAUAAUUUAAUAUUAAUUUUUGAAAUUCUAGUAUUGUGAAGUUCACAUAUCUAAACAACCCUAUUGUUGUUUCUUAAUGGAGCAGUUUCAGUUAUAGAAGAUAUCCAGAAUUUAAAUUUAUGUUUUUUUAAGCUUCUGAAAAAGACAGAUGGAAAGAAGAAAAAAGUUGUAGAUAAAAGUGUGAUUAUUUAUAUAUUCACACAUGUUUAUUUCAUAUGCAAGCAAAUAAGCUUGUCAAAAAUAUUGGGCUUUUAGAGAAAAGGGGACAUCCUAUGUAGAUUAAAAAUUAAUAGAAUGGUAUUUCAUUUUCUUUUGCUUUGGAAUGAGAGGAAAGAGAAUUAAUGAUUUUUUUAAACCCGUCCUCCAAUUUUGAGUAAUACAACCUCUCCUUCUGUUAUAAUUUAAUGAUUAAAUGAUGUAUGUCAUGAGAUAGAAUUUUCAAAAACCUUUAUUUCGAGUUCUAUAACUUUGCAUUCAUAAUGAUCAUCAUUCAAGAUAAUCUAUUUUAUCUGAGUAGUUCUUCAGAGAGAUAAAUGGCAACAAUAAUGAAACAAAGAUGUCAUCUAAGAUGUUUAAAAUAUAUGUAUACUAUACUAUUUUGAAUUUCUUUUUAAAAAAUUAAGUGUCAAAGAGGGUUUUUAAAGUAUUCAUCAAAAUUAUGUCAUGAUUUAUGUUCAAUGUAUUAUAUGUUGACAUUGUGAUUAAAUCAAACUUUAUUUUCAUAAAAUUAAUUUUUUUGUGGGGGGGAUGUAACUGAUAUAAUAUGACUCCAUUUUAAUCAUUGCUGAAUUGACUUUAAGAGCAUUUUCUUACUAGAUAUAUAUAGUUUGCAUUUAAUUUUUAUAUGAACAUUUGCUUCAAAAUAAAUAGAGUAUUGAAUAUACAGAAUACUGCAUCAGACAUGAAAUUAGUAUUAUUUUCUUGUUCACUAAUUCUGCUUUAUGUUUUGUAAUUUCAAUUGACUGUUUUGUACCUCUAGGAGAAGUGUGAUUAAGAUUGACUGUUGUUUGUUGUAUGUGAUGGCAGUACUUCAGGUCAGAAUUUGAAGUAGGUCAUUCAGAGUUGCUAGAUAUUGUUCUCGACAAUCUUUGUGUUUUUUAACACGAAGUUAUCACAAUGUGAAGAUGGAUCAUCCCUUUUUGCAGUUUUCUAAAAAUAAUUAUGCUUGGCCCUUGCAGAAACAGUAGAGGUCUAAAGCAUUUGUUUUUCAUGUUUCCUUUUGGAUGGAAGAUUUAAUUAUGUAAAAGAAAAGCUAUGAAAUAAAUAAAGAAGUAGCAUUACUGUUGUUCAUUUUA